Messenger RNA from Loxodonta africana (African savanna elephant), 2700 nucleotides. RefSeq names its product cyclin dependent kinase inhibitor 3 (gene CDKN3). The record is from RefSeq and is a predicted model, not a curated record. The transcript is spliced from 7 exons. Bases 2045 to 2605 code for a protein of 186 amino acids. NCBI's taxonomy places the organism in Eukaryota, Metazoa, Chordata, Mammalia, Proboscidea, Elephantidae. Gene Ontology annotation, biological process: protein dephosphorylation. Gene Ontology annotation, molecular function: protein tyrosine phosphatase activity.
GCUCCACGCUCUCAAUUGGCCAGAGACGGGAGCCCUUCCAGCCAAUCAAUGUUCAACAGGCCCUCCUCCCGCGCGUCUUUCAAAGGCCGGCUAAGAACCAAUGAGCGGUUAAGAGGCCGAGCCAGGGCACCCGGAGGCGGAGUAAGAGACAGGAGAAGGGUCUGAUUGGUUCUUAGAAGACGCCGCGCUCCACCUCACAAAAGGAUGUACCAAUGAGGUGAGGGGAGGGCGGGCUCGGCGCGCGGCAGAAGCUAAGACGCCGGUGCUGCCGGAGGGAGGCGGUGGCCGGUCAAGACGUGGAUCCGCCAGCAAUGAAGCCGGUGAGUCGAGUCGGAUGGGGCUGGGGAUUGGAGUCGCGAAGCCACAGGAACAGGAGAGGCCCCGGAGGCCAGUUCUUCGGCCGGGUGGCAGUGCAGGCCUUGUCGUGGUGCGACUGAACAGUAGCUGUCUUGUGAGUCGGGGAGGUGGCUCUUCCCGGGACGGGCCGAAAGCGAUGGCAGCAAAGGAAGGAGACCACACGGACAGGGUCAGUGGCGAACGAGGGGAAGACGAACAUUCACUGCGCGCCGGCUGUGGGCUGUGCGCUGUGGCCUGCGGGGGUCUCAUAAGCCUCACGACAGCCCUUCCAGAGAGAGCUGUGCCCCGUUUUACGGAGCACACUGAGGGGCUUAGAGAGUUUUAGUGGCCCGGGGGUUGUCUAAUAGCCGAGCCUCGGAGGAUAUCCAGGGUCAGCUCUGCGCCCACGGAACAGCAGCCCUCACCCCGGGUUGGGAAGACUUGAAGUACGGUUGCAACAUCCCUGUCACCAUCCCCCAGGCCCACCUGGCACUUCGCCCCCUUCCCUGGGGUUCAGAAUCUCUACCCCUAAGCAGCAGAAAUGUUCAACUCUGUUAGGAUUUUUUUAGCCUGGCUGGCAGAGCCUGAGGGAGUGAGAGCCACACAAAUACAAAAUCCUGAAGCAUCGAAACUGCUUUAAAGGGGGGGGGGGGAUAGGCAAGGAAUUGAAGCCCCACCAGACUCCUGACCCCCCCCCCAUUACCUAACACGCUGAUUGACAACCUAUUGAAGGGUCUUCUUUUGGAUUGAGUUGAUUAUGAUACCACAUAGACAGAUCCAAAGCAACUCAAAUCCAUAGCCUAAAUUGGCUCUGUAAUGUGAUCUUCUAGUAACAGACUGGUGUUAUGGAUUAUAGCUUCAGAGCUAGAGAGGUCAUUAGCUGGUUAAGCCUAUUAAUUCCCAUGUUUCCAUGUGGAAGGAUGUCAGCUGUCCUUCACUCCUGGCCUCUCUCUCCACCCCUUAUUUCACCUUUCCCCAGGAGGGAAAGAGUGAUUAAAUGAUCUCUGAGUUUGGGAGAAGCUGAGCACAUGUAGCUCAACCCUUUCUUCUUUCUCUCCUGGAAUCUGCCUACCUGCCAGUAGAGGGUGCCAUCUGGUCUGCUCCCUACCAUGCAGGGUGGCUCACCACUGCCUGUGAUUGGGUGGAUAAGUCUCUUACUGGAGUUAAGAAUUGGCAAGCCCACUUGGCCAUAAUUUUAAAGCCAUAUGCUCCAUUUCACUCAGCAGUAAAAAAAAAAAAAAUUUUUGGUCUCAAUUUGCCUCUCCAGUGCCUUAUCUCUAAGUUGGUUCCAACGAGUGGGAGAAAAGUGUGUUAUUUACCGAUCCUUUAAAAUUCCAGCAGGGAGUAUAGAAGUCUUCUAGUUACGCUGCCUACAAGGUGGAGUUCCAGCUCCUUAGAUGAGCAUAAUGCGGUCCAUCUUAAUCUCUCUAGUUCAGUAAUUCACUUGUAUUCCCCUGAUCAAGCUACUACACUGUGUGUGGGCAGUUUUAUGAGAAGCAGUAUACUUCUUUAGCUUCCCCUCCUCUAGUAUCACAGUUCCUGAAUACACAGACCCUCUCAUACUUCUCCUUUUGCCUUAAUUCCUUCUUUCCUAUCUGCCUAAAAACUUCCUGCUUUCUUCUGUAACCUGUGUACACAUCUGUCUUUCCAACUAUAUUGAAGGUGGGCUAUCUAUCUUAUGGAUCUUUGUAUCUCCUAAGCUUGGCAAAUGGAAGGUGUCCAAGAUGUGCUGGUGAACAAAUGCAUAAAUCUCAUUUUAUACUUGUGGGAAACUGAGAUCCAGAAUAAACUGAUCCAGAAUUUACUCGUCCAAGAUUAUACACCCAGUUCAUUGCAAACAAGUGAGUUUGACUCAUCAGAUGAAGAGCCUACUGAAGAUGAACAGACUCCAAUUCAGAUAUCAUGGCUACCCCUGUCACGAGUGAACUGUUCUCAGUUUCUCGGUUUAUGCGCUCUUCCAGGUUGUAAAUUUAAAGAUGUUAGAAGAAAUAUCCAAAAAGAUACAGAAGAACUAAAGAACUAUGGUAUACAAGACAUAUUUGUUUUCUGCACCAGAGGGGAGCUGUCAAAAUAUAGAGUCCCAAACCUUUUGGACCUCUACCAGCAGUAUGGAAUUAUCACUCAUCAUCAUCCAAUCCCAGAUGGCGGGACUCCUGACAUAGCCAGCUGCUGUGAAAUAAUGGAGGAGCUUGCAGUCUGCCUUAAAAAUAACCGAAAAACCUUAAUACACUGUUAUGGAGGACUUGGGAGAUCUUGUCUUGCAAUAUAAUUAUCUUCAUGAUUUCCGGGACAAACUAGCUGCACAUCUAUCAUCAAGAGAGUCACUAUCAAGAUCUGUAUCUAGAUAAAGAAUUUCAAACAGCA